Molecule: messenger RNA, 2939 nt
Organism: Halichondria panicea
Lineage: Eukaryota; Metazoa; Porifera; Demospongiae; Suberitida; Halichondriidae
Product: peptidyl-glycine alpha-amidating monooxygenase-like
Exons: 14
Coding region: 95-2719 (874 amino acids)
Biological process (GO): peptide metabolic process
Cellular component (GO): membrane; extracellular region
Molecular function (GO): oxidoreductase activity, acting on paired donors, with incorporation or reduction of molecular oxygen, reduced ascorbate as one donor, and incorporation of one atom of oxygen; copper ion binding; protein binding
Source: RefSeq, a predicted model, not a curated record
UACCAUUUCCUAUCCUUGAGCAUUUUUUGUUGUUUAUCAAAGAACCCAACUAGUACUUCUCCCUCGAAGCGAUUGGUUAUAACAUAGCUAGGCUAUGGCGACGUCUAUGAAACAGUGGACUAUGCUGUGCCUGAGUUUACUGCUGGCUGUGUCAUUGUCACUAGUAGAGGGAGAGAUACCAACAACCACCAUCACCAUCCCCAUGCCCUCACCAGACAGCCCUCCCAAGCACAAUGACUACAUGUGUGUGGGCGUGUCCCUCCCCAGAGAGAACUCGUACAUUGUUGGCUAUGAGCCACGGGCUGAUUCCAGGGUAGUGCAUCACAUGCUCAUGUUUGGUUGCCCUGGAAGUGUCCCUCAGAACACAUGGUCUUGCAAGUCAACCCCUUCAGUUUGCCCUAAUGGAGGAUAUGGGAAGAUCUUGUACGCGUGGGCACUCAAUGCCUCAGGGCUACAGCUGCCCCAGGACGUUGGCAUGCAGAUAGGACCCUCUGUGAAGGUCAUGUCUCUCGUUAUACAGAUACACUACGGCCACCCAGAGACUGUUCCUGACCUUGAGGCGACCAGUCAAGAGUCGGUUGUCCUGCAUACUUCUAAGGAGAGACAGAAGAAUGUUGCUGGGAUAUACAUAAUGGGAGGGACCAACUCACUGGAGGCAGGAAAGAAGGAAGUGUUCUCAGACUCAGCCUGCAAGUUCGCUGGACCCAAUAACAUAUAUCCCUUUGCAUUCCGGACACACUCUCAUUCACUGGGUCACCAGAUAGUGGGUUACAUCGUGAAGCCGGAGGGCAAGUGGGAGCUGAUUGGUACACGUAGUCCGCAAGACGCACAGACAUUUUAUCCUGCUGCCAGUCCAUCACUGGAGGUGGUAAAAGGGGACACUCUGGCUCUGCGGUGUGUGUUCAACACUCUGGAGAAGACACACACAGUGAGAAUGGGUCCUGACUCUGAAGACGAAAUGUGUAACUUCUACAUCAUGUACUACACUGCCAACAAUGGGCGUGGUUUAUAUGCUGACGAUUGCUGGGACCCCCCUCGCGGACUAACAUACCCCUCAACCCUACCCCCCCUACCCGUACUAGUCAGUAGCUCAGAGCCCCAUCAUCAUCACAGUAUGGGAGGUGACAAAGAUGAAGAAGAUAAAGAUGAUGACUACAAGUGCCCAGUUUCUGUACCUCCCGGAAAUCCUAGUCGUUGCCCCGUUCCGACCACAGCCCCUCCAACCACACACCCUCCGAUCACACCCCCUCCGUUCAUAGAGGGCGUGGCAGCUCCGCCCCCUACUCUCCUCGGACUAGCCCAGGCUGAGGAUUGGGCACUCAACAAGGUCUCCAUCCCUGGCCGCACUUUAGGUCAAGUCAGUGCAGUAGCUGCGGAUGGUGACGGCAAUGUACACAUACUACAUAGAGGAUCUGUCAAAUGGGACUACGGGUCAUUCUAUGAAGACUAUACGUACGCACGUGUUGAUCAAGGCCCAAUCAAGGAGCCUACUCUACUCAAGUUUACGUCCACAGGGACCCCUCAGAUUGCAUGGGGGGAGAAAUUCUUCUACCUCCCACACGGCCUCACUAUCGACUCACAGGGAGCUUUCUGGGUCACCGACGUGGCCAUGCACCAGGUGUUCAAGUUCACCAAGCUAGGAGACAAAUCUCCCUCCCUGACUCUAGGGAUAGCAUUCAAGCCUGGCAGUGGAUUCGGCCACUUCUGUCAGCCCGCCAGUGUUGCCGUGGAGACAAGUGGAGUGUUCUACGUGGCUGAUGGGUACUGUAAUCGUCGUGUCCUCAAGUUCUCCGCCCAAGGGACCCUCAUGGAGACAUGGGACGGCCCUGUAUCCUCCCUGCCUCUCUUCAUACCUCACAAAGCUUCCCUCAGCCGCGACCAGAGCACCCUCUAUAUAGCAGACCGUGAGAACCAGCGCGUCCUGUCGUAUGACACGAGCACGGGAGCUGCUAUGGUGUUCAGUGGACCAUUGGAAUCUGCAGUUUAUGCGGUGUGUGUGAAUGGCAGUGGUGGUUGGCCCAUGUACGGAGUGUACGGAGGAAAACCAGGGUCAAUGGGGUUCAGUCUGGAUAGUCACGGGGAGGUGAUGAACACCUGGGGACCUAGCAACGGUUUCUCCAAGCCACAUGACAUCACGGUGGACACAGUGCAUGGAGCUGUGUACGUAACUGAGAUUGGACCCAACAGGAUCUGGAAGUUUGUACCUCUCUAUGCUCACUCUAAAGAUGUACCCAACGUUGAUACCAUCCCAGCCUCACAAGCUCCACCAGCCUCACAACCUCCACUAACCCCUGACAAACAUCCAACAGCCGUCUCUCUCACUGGAGAAACCAAUAGCAACGAAACGUCCAACACUACUGCAGAUGUUGAGUCUGUCGAUGGUCACCAUGGCAAUGGUCCUAGUGAAAUAGUGACGAAGCGAGCAACAUUCAAUGUUGGAAUCUUUGUGGCCAUAUUUGUGGUAGUGCUUGUCAUUCUUAUCAUCCUGGUAGGAAUUCUUAGGGAACACAAGUAUUUGAAGAAACUUCGACUGUACGUUGGGUCAAGACGUAAGACAGCAGGGGCCGCAGAAGGGGGCGGAGUUAAAGUCGAGGCCCGUGGGAAGAAGGGGAUUCCCCUACACUCGUUGCUAGGGCCGAGUCGUCCUGGAUUCAGUCGACUCAAGACGUAUGAUUCAGACAGUGAAGAUGAAGACUUCCCGGUCUUCAAUAGAGUGUGAUCACAUGACCCCACCUUUAUAUCAGUGUUUGCAACCAAACUGUUGUUUCUUUAUCCAUACAUGCAUAAUUAUAGGUACGUAGUCUGUUCAGCCAAUAAUUGUACAUUUUUUCAGUUCCACAGCCAUACAUACAUUGACUGUCCUGUCAUAGUAAUAUGACAGAAAAAAUUAUUGUUUAAUAUUGCAAAUAAUUAUAUAUUAUUAUAAUGUUGAAAUUUCA